Messenger RNA from Ipomoea triloba (trilobed morning glory), 1094 nucleotides. RefSeq names its product F-box protein At2g02240-like. The coding region runs from base 81 to 869 and encodes 262 amino acids. The transcript has 3 exons. The record is from RefSeq and is a predicted model, not a curated record. Lineage: Eukaryota; Viridiplantae; Streptophyta; Magnoliopsida; Solanales; Convolvulaceae. Gene Ontology annotation, molecular function: protein binding.
AAUACUUGGCAGAGAAGGUUAUAAUUAUUUUUUAUUCGUUUUUCCAAAGUGAGGGGGGGGAUCGGAGGUUCUUGCCAAGGAUGGACUAUUUCGCACACUUGCCGGAGGGCUGCAUAUCCGAAAUCCUUUCGCUCGCGUCGCCGGAGGAUACCGCGAGAUUAUCGGCGGUGUCGAAGGGGUUCAAGGCGGCGGCCGAAUCGGACUCUGUUUGGGACAGAUUUCUUCCGCCACGUCUCACCGAUAUCAUCUCAAGAUCGGUGUCUCCGGUGGUGUAUUCCAGCAAGAAAGAGCUUUACUUCACUCUCUGCAACUCUCCCAUUCUCCUUGACGACGGAGCCAAACUGAGCUUUUCACUUGAUCCAAGGAGUGGGAAGAAGUGCUUUCUGAUAGCAGCAAGACAACUACAGAUUUUUUGGGGACUCGGUGACGGUAGCUGCCAAUGGGAAUCUCUCCCUGACUCCAGUAAGGGCAGGUUCUCAGAGGUGGCUGUUAUCCGGAAAAUCAUCUGGCUUGAUAUUCGGGGCAAGAUCGCAACCAACAUGCUCUCUGCAACCACAAAUUACGCAGCUUAUCUAGUGUUCAGAUUCGCAGGCAGCGCUUAUGGCCUUCAAUUAUCAAAAGCGUUAGUUAGAUUGGUUAGUCAAGAGAGCGAGGAGGAUGAUGCACAAAAUGGAGCUGAUAAUCUGGUCCAUCUAUUUAACCGUAGUACUCGCCGGGAGAGAAGUGACGGAUGGAUGGAGGUGGAAAUGGGUAGCUUUUACAACGACGCCGGAGACGACGGCGAUGUGGAAGCGCAGUUCACUGAGCUCUGGCCCUUCGAAUGGAAGAGGGUUCUCAUUGUUCAAGGCUUUGAGUUCCGCCCUAAAUGACAAAAAACUGGCUACCCUCUGAUACAAUAUGGUCUUGCUUAAUACACGGAGUAUUCAUUAAAAAGAUUGUGAUAAAUAUUCAUGUGGGUCGUUAUCAUUUAAUUUGUCUCCUUGCUGUGUGAAAAAUAGAGUAUAAGUAGAAGGGAAAAUUGUCAAAUUGACCCUGCAUAGUGCAAUUCAGUCUUCUAAAUAUUAAAAAAAAAAGUUUUAUUAAAAUUCUCUAAA